Tinamus guttatus (white-throated tinamou) is the source of this 1050-nucleotide messenger RNA. The record is from RefSeq and is a predicted model, not a curated record. NCBI's taxonomy places the organism in Eukaryota, Metazoa, Chordata, Aves, Tinamiformes, Tinamidae.
GCUAACGCCUACUUCGAGGUAGAAGUGAAAGAGAACCAGGACGGCAAGAAGUUCGCAGAGCUAGUGCUGCGCCGUGCGCUGGACCGCGAGAGCGAGCAGAGCCUGCACCUAGUCCUGACGGCGGUGGAUGGCGGAGAACCGCGUCGCAGCGGCACCGCCCAGGUCUGGAUCAACGUCACCGACGCGAACGACAACGCGCCCGUUUUUGCGCAGGACCGGUACCAGGCGAGUCUGUACGAGGAUGCCCCCCCAGGCGCCUCGGUGCUUCAAGUCUCUGCCUCCGACAGCGACGACGGUACCAACGCCCAUAUCACCUACAGCUUCGACAAAGUGACAGCCAAGGUGCUUCGGCAAUUCGGUCUACAGGCAGAGACCGGGAUUAUCACGCUGAAGGAAGCACUGGACUUCGAGGACACGCGAGGCUACACUCUGCUAGUGGAGGCGAGAGACGGAGGUGGCCUGGCGACGCACUGCAAAGUAGAAGUGGAGGUGCUGGACGUUAAUGACAACGCGCCCGAAAUAGCGAUAUUAUCGGUGGUCAGCACAAUCCCUGAGGACUCCCCGCCCGACACCGUGGUUGCCCUCGUGAACGUCCACGACGCGGACUCUGGCGACAACGGGAAGGUUUGGUGCGAGCUGGAGGGCGAGUCGCCGCUGUCGAUCGUGGCGUCGUCGGGCAGCUCGUACAAGGUGGUGACGGCGAGCGCGCUGGACAGGGAGCGCGCGUCCGAGCACAACGUGACGGUGCCCACCUGUCAGAUCGAUCCUGGAUUGUUAGCUUGGUUCCUGGCGGGGAGGUUCUCCCUGUCUGCUCCGGGCCAGCAGGUCACCCGGCAGCUUUGCUCUCAGGGCUGCGAUUUCUGCCCGCCUGCCGGUACCUUGGGGUCAGUCGGUGCGGCGCUCGCUGCCGUGCUCUGCACCCGGCUGCUUCCCACGUCGGGGCUGUCCGGGCGCGCUCCGUGCAAUUAUUGGCCGGGACUCUAUGUGCCGCUGUCGGCCAAUGAUGAAGCCAGGGAUCUGGCGGCCCGUCCCAGCUCGGAGCCGGGAUGA